Messenger RNA from Taeniopygia guttata (zebra finch), 2134 nucleotides. RefSeq names its product ufm1-specific protease 2. NCBI's taxonomy places the organism in Eukaryota, Metazoa, Chordata, Aves, Passeriformes, Estrildidae. The record is from RefSeq and is a predicted model, not a curated record. Gene Ontology annotation, cellular component: nucleus; endoplasmic reticulum. Gene Ontology annotation, biological process: proteolysis. Gene Ontology annotation, molecular function: protein binding; deUFMylase activity.
CAUUUUAAGUUUUUUAAUAUGGGCAAAACAAACUACAUUACAUUACAACAAACAGUUUCUGAUCACUGGAAGCGGCGUGAAGUCCUGCCUGCUGGACUGAAGAGUCAUGGCCUGGUGCCUUUUUCUCUGCAUUGCACUCAGAGUUGGGGCUGUUGAUUCCGACAGGCCGGGCGGCAGCAGGGAGGCUGCGGCUGCCCAGCCCUGCCGUCGCUCACCGGCAGCUCGCACCGCACAACGGCCGCAGGUGGAGCACAGCCCCAAGGGAAAACGCCGUCGUUGCAUUCCCGGCCUUCCUCCUGCCUCGCCGAAGGCCGCGGGACCCAGGCGCAGCCAUGGAGCGGCGCCGGGUGCCGGCACAGGCCGGGCCGGGCUGCGGCAGGCCCCGGCACAGCAGCAAGAGUCGGUCCAGGGACGGCCGCGACAGGAGCUCGGCACCGGCGAGGGCCGCGGCCGCGCUCUCUCGUGGCCAUCCCCGGGCCUGGGACAGCUCAUCCCGGCAGGACCGGGAGCCGCCCUCGGGCACGGGGCUGCCCGGGGAGCUGGACCGGCGGUGCUGGAUGGCGCUGCGCUGCGAGCCCCUGCCGCCGCGCCCGGCCCGCCCAGCAGAGAACCAGUCCCACGGUGCGCUGUUGGCAAAAUCAGAGGAGUCGCUGGUGAGGAGAGAGGCAGGUGGACAUCCUCCAGCACCUUUUCUGGAUGGACAACGAUACUAUGAAAAGGGAUUGUACAAAGAAGCAUUAAAGCAAUUUGAAAAAAUCAAGGAUACAGAUUUUCAAGCAAUGUAUCAGCUUGGUGUAAUGUAUUAUGAUGGACUUGGCACUAAAAAAGACCCUGAAAGGGGAGUGGAAUACAUGAAUAAAAUACUCAACUCCGAUUCCCCAGAAGCAAGUCACUUGAAGUUUGCAGCUGCAUACAAUCUUGGCAGGGCAUAUUAUGAAGGAUGUGGUGUUAAACAUUCAACUGAAGAGGCUGAAAGGUUGUGGCUUACUGCUGCAGACAAUGGGAAUCCAGAAGCAAGUGUAAAGGCCCAGAGUGCUUUAGGAAUGCUUUAUUCUAUGCCGUUUCUAAAAAAUCUGAAGAAGGCCUUUUUCUGGCAUUCAGAAGCAUGUGACAAUGGAAAUCUGGAAUCAAAGGGAGCACUUGGCAUUAUGUAUCUCUAUGGACAAGGUACACGUCGAAACAGUACAGCUGCUUUGGAGCAUUUGAGAAAAGCAACAGAACUUGGAAACAUCUAUGCUCAAGGCCAUCUUGUGGAAUAUUACUACACCAGAAAAUUUUACUCAAAAGCUGCUGCACUAGCCAAAAGGGCUACAGCAAAUGAUGACAUCAACAUGCUAGCCAAUAGAACUGAUUGUCAUCCAAUGUAUAUAGCCAAGGGGGCUGCUAUGGCUGCUUUCUAUUUGGCUAGAUGCCUCCAGCUUGGCCAAGGCACAGAGAAAAACAAGUGUGCUGCUGCAAACUAUUAUUCUAAAGCAUGCCAUCUGGAUCCUGCAGUUGCUUCUCACCUUGAACUGGCAGCUAAUCUUGGGAGAAUUUAGUGUUUCUUUUCACUGUAACUGGUAUAUAAAUAUAUCUUCUACAAUAAACCAUCAUUAAUCUCCAGCAAUUAUAGAUUGUUCAUCACUUACUACUUGCCUUUCAACUUUCUAUAAAUUAUCAUUUAAAGCAAUUCACUGAUUCAUUUUAUCUAAAAUAAAGAGAAAGUAAAAAGCUCAUACUAUCUUUAACUCAGAUGAAGCCAAGACAGAUUUUUUUUAAAUCAUAUUGAAGACUUUAGGUUUAUUAAGGACAUUUCACUGGGACAGAUUUAUUUUCUUCAUGUCAUAUUGCUACAUAGCACAUUAAUCAAAACAAAACCAAAUAAAGAUGGUUGUUUCCUUUUUGUAUCUAUAAUAUUUAAAUUUUAAUAUUCUGAAAAGCUUGAACCCAAACUUGUCUAAUUUUCACAUACAGCCCACUCACAGGCCACGGCCAUUUUUAAAGCUUAAUUUGUUAGUGGUGCUUGUACCUCCUUCCACAUACUUUCUACAGCAUCUAGAUUUACUUAAAAGUCUUUAUACGUAUUACUUUUGGAUUGCAGAGAUUCAAAGUUGAAAACUGUCCAGUAGAACACCAAGCUUUACAAUUCAAACCA